Molecule: messenger RNA, 4607 nt
Organism: Ornithorhynchus anatinus (platypus)
Lineage: Eukaryota; Metazoa; Chordata; Mammalia; Monotremata; Ornithorhynchidae
Gene: PIGW
Product: phosphatidylinositol glycan anchor biosynthesis class W
Exons: 2
Coding region: 462-1967 (501 amino acids)
Biological process (GO): GPI anchor biosynthetic process; protein localization to plasma membrane
Cellular component (GO): endoplasmic reticulum; membrane
Molecular function (GO): glucosaminyl-phosphatidylinositol O-acyltransferase activity
Source: RefSeq, a predicted model, not a curated record
CACCCUGCCCCUAGAAGAGCGUCUCUCCUCCAUGGGUCCCGAUACCGAGACUUUUGGGGGGAGGUUCCCAAUCCUGGGCCUGAGCAUCUGGGUCUGGCCUGACAUAAAAUGGGGAGAUGCUGGCCUUGGUUUGGAUGUGACAGUCCGCUCAGGGACAGCCCGUGUGGAAUCGGCCAACGGGAAAGGCAGGCUGGGCCGCCUUCGCUGCUGAAACUGGGUUUCGGAAGGGAAGGCUGCGUUUACCUCUUGCGCGGCCGGACCAGUUCUGCAACCAGAAGAAGAAGAUGAAGAAAUGGGGAGGGUGGGAGAGGCAGCUGCUCCCUGGGGACCCCCUUCCCCAGUUGGAGCCCCCCACCCUGGGUUAGCUUGGCCAGGCACUUCCGUGUCUCCAGGGCCCAGGACUCUCCCUCUAUCCAGUCUUGGAUAAAAGAGCUUACAACUCUUAGGCACAGGAAGAAAAAAUGUCCCAAAGGCAGAUGAAAGAAGCCUUUGUCAGCAACCUCAAUGGAACUAAUUUAAUGGAAAUUACACUGGGAUUGAGUUUGCCACCCAUCUGUACAGUGUGCAGGGGAUUGCUACUCAUUCUCUUCCAACUCCACUCUACAUGGGGCAUACAUCUCCUCGUGGACUUCGCCAUCCUAGUAGUUCCGCUCGUGACUUCCUGUACCGUUCUGUCUCCAGUCCUUUUCCUUGUGCCACUUAUCCUAACCUCCUUAGGUGCAGGUAUGUUCUACCAAAUAUACAAAAGAAGAAACUGCUACCUCGGGGCCCCCCCUCGGAAAAUCAUCCAGGAAUUCCUGAAUUCGCGGCUAGCGCCCGAGCGGAUCCCGGCCGUCACUCAUUUCCGCGUAUUUAUCAACGUGCUCACUGCCAUCAGCAUCUUGGCGGUAGAUUUUCCACUGUACCCCCGGAGGUAUGCCAAGACGGAAGUGUACGGAACGGGAGUGAUGGACUUAGGGGUGGGAGCCUUCGUUUUUGGGAACGCCCUCGUUUGCCCAGAGGUUAGGAGAGGCCCAGGAGUUGGACGGUCGAAAUUCCACUACCUCGCAAGGCAACUGUUCUCCGUUUGGCCCUUAGUUUUCCUAGGGUUGGGAAGACUGAUCAGCGUAAAAUCUGUCGGGUAUCACGAACAUCUGUCCGAGUAUGGAGUUCACUGGAACUUCUUCUUCACUUUAGCAAUUGUGAAAGUGACAGCCUCACUGCUCCUGGUUCUGUUUUCCCCACAUAAAUCCUGGGUCGUCGCCAUGGGUCUUGCUGUGUUUUACCAAAUAGCUCUUGACCUUGCCCAGCUGAAGGUGCUCAUUUUGCACGGAAGUGACGGCAGAGGCACAAGAGUUGGUAUGCUCAACGCCAACCGAGAGGGAAUAUUCUCCACCUGGGGAUAUGUGGCAAUUUAUCUGGCUGGUGUACAAACAGGCUUAUUCAUGCUGAAAACGAGAAGUCUCCUUAGUGAUUGGAUUAAAGCAAUAGGUAGCCUGCUGCUAAUAGUUUCAGGCCUUUUCACGUUUCUUCACAUAGCUCAAGAUUAUAUAGGCCCCGUGUCUCGCAGGAUGGCCAAUCUGGCUUUUAGCAUUUGGACAGUUGCUCAGUGCUUGUCGUUUCUCAGUUUUUUAUUAUUAGGUGAUGUGCUUUUAGUCCUCUCGAAGUUUCUGAUAAAAGGGGUGGAUGUGCCUUGUUCUUGGAAUCUCAUCCAAUCCUCCGGUGCAGUCAAGAAGCGUGAAACAGGCUCUCCAGCCCCAGAAACGGAAAGAAAACCUCUAAAUCUUUGUUUAAUCGCUGCUAUUAACCGAAACCAGUUACUUUUUUUCUUGUUGGCAAAUGUCAUGACAGGCCUGGUAAACAUGAUGGUAGAUACUCUCAACAGCAGCACCUCAUGGACAUUAUCUCUGCUUCAUUUGUAUAUGUUCAGCAACUGUUUAAUUAUGUAUGCGCUACAUAUACUAAGUGUGACUGUAAAAUGGUGGUAAGCUGUAAAACGAUGUGUUCUCAGUUAGUGACCCUCAAAAAGUGUAAGGGAGAAAAUUAUAUUGACAGCUAGUAACAGAUGGUUUGACUUCAAUUUUAUUUGAAAAGUACAAUCAGUCUCAAAUCCUUGUCUAUAAGGUUUUUGUUUUCUAAAAACCAUAGCGUGAAUGGAUGAUAUUUCAUUUGAUGAGCAUUAACGCUAUUCAAGCCUUUAACUGACAGAGAAGAAACAGCCCCAAGGCCACUCCCAGUUAAAUGUCAGUGGGAUGAACUAGCUGAUUCUUUAUUGCUAAGGAAACCGUUUUAGGCUGAGUGUAAACCUGAGCGUCUAAGAAUGGCAAGGAAGCUGUAUGCUAAUACUGUAGGCUAUCAGACAACACAAGAUGGGGAAAAAAAAAGGGCUGUAAAAACAGACCUAAAUGAGAUCCAACUUUUAUAUCUCAUUAUGAGGUAUUAUAGAUAUGAUUUCAGUUUUUAUAGAAAAAAUUGCCUUCAGAAAAAUAAAGUAGAAAAUGGAACAAAAUUUAAGAAAAUGCACUAAGGCUUAGUAAUUCUUUUUUGGAAAGUUAUCAGCCAACAAGAGCUGGGGUCCUUUGGUGAGAUUAAUUCGUUCAGUCAUUUAUUGAGCGCUUAAAGUGUGCAGAGCACUGUACUAAGCACUUGGGAGAAUACAAUGCAACAUAGAUAUAUCCAGGCUUUGCUGUGGAGUUCUCUUUCGUAGCCAGAGGCCCCAAACUCAUUUUCCUUAUUCCAUUAUUAGGCCAUUUCAAAUCUUAUCUGACCGGUGGUGGUUGUAUUCCUCAGAACCGAUGUGAAUCCAUUUACAGUUACUAGUACUUUUUUGUGUCCAUUUUUGGGGCGGGGCGGGGGGGAAGGGAAGCAGAUAUUUGAGAAAUACCCAGAACUGAGAAAUCACCCAGAACUCUAGGUGAUCCAAAAUCACUUGGAUAGGCACACUAAAUCUGGAUCAUUGGUAGAGAAGGAGGGCUCACUUGGGAAGGGAGACUCACUCUGAAAGCAGGCAAUUUAGGAACUACAAUCAAUCAAUGGUACUUACUGAGCACUUAGUAUGUGCAGAGCACUGUAUUAAGCAUUUAGGAGAGUACACCAAAAUGCAUUGGAACACUACAGCUCCUUCCUCCUGGACAUAGGCACUUGGGGGACUUGAAUCCCCCCUCAGUAAAUAGGCCAUGCUGUGACUCUGGGACCCUAGGAUAGCUACAGUGUUUCCAAUGUACUUCUGGCCCUGGAAAGUCUCGGGCAGAUGGGAAAUUGGGGUUCUCUUGGAACAGGAGAAAGCCAACGUGCUUUUGAAACCCUUUCUGAUGAUCAUUUUCAUGGCAAAUAAGUCAUAAGACAGCUAAUUUUUAACAGGUUAUCUCUUUGUAGUAUUUAGUUUCAAGUGUCUACUACCAAAUUUGAAAAGCUGUUAAAAUAUACCUACAGUAUAUGUGAUUAGGGUAUUUUUGUAUUUCCUCUAUUGAAGUUGAGAAUUUUGAAAUUUAUAUUAGCAAACUGCAACAAGCUCACAGAUUAGAGGGGGAGACAAACAUUAAUAUACAUAAAUUAAAAAUAAAUGUGACCGUCUCCUGCCCCUUAGGAAUCUGGAUAACAAGAUGGGCUUUCUCCACGUGUAGCCACAGUCUUCCCUGCCGAUGCAUUUGAAUUAGGCCCAGCCAACGCAGGACACCCCACGGCCCCUGCAGUUUCCCCUCUGCAAAACAGGUGUUGCUGCCUUUGCCUAAAACCCCGUUGGUGACAUGAAGCCUCUCUUCCCCCAGGGGACCAGUGGCUUGAAAGUGGUAGUAGCCAAACGACUAGUGGGGAAACUUGUGGUGAUGCCGAUGGAGACAUGGAGCCCCGCGUUCACCGUCUUAUAUUGCCACCACCUUCAGUUCUCAAAAUGCUUUCAAGCGUGGACAGUUUUUCAUCAUCAUCAUCAUCAUUAAUGGUAUCUAUUGAGUGCUUACUGUGUACAGAGCACUGUACUAAGCGGUUGAAAGAGUCCAGUACAACAGAGUUAGCAGACCACGGUGAGCUUACGGUUCCCCUUCCUGCCCUUCCCUUCCCAGGUACUCUCAUCACAUAUAGAAGACUCCACAUCUUCCUGGUGACAGCUCUAUGAGUUGCAUCCUACUAGGUAAUAAUAAUAAUAACGAUGGCCUUUGUUAAGCGCUUACUAUGUGUCAAGUGCUGCCCUAAAUGCUGGGGUAGAUUCAGGUUUUUCAGGUUGGACACAGUCCCUGUCCCACAUGGGGCUCACAGACUCUGCAGGAGGAAGAACAGAUGAGAAGCUGCUACUCAAAUGACUGAAAAAGCCAACCCAAAUCCAAAAGAAGGUGGCCUUCACAUAGGAUUUAUCUGACUUUAUAUUUGAUAUGUUUUGAAUCUGAAUUGCAUGUCCAAAAUUAAAUUUGAAUGCCUACAUCAAUGACUGUUCUUUGUAGGUAAUACUAUUUACAAAACUUGUCCUUUUCUGUAGAAUUGACCAAUAUACACCAAUGGAUCCUAACAGGUUUUAAUAGGGCAAUGAGAUUGAUUUUCUUUUAUGAGCCCCUUUAAACCUCAGAAAUUGUUCGCAUUAUUGCCCUUCAAACUCAUUAUUUUACAAAACAUGAGCUGCUUAUAAAAUGUUUUCCAAA